Molecule: messenger RNA, 3372 nt
Organism: Octopus sinensis (East Asian common octopus)
Lineage: Eukaryota; Metazoa; Mollusca; Cephalopoda; Octopoda; Octopodidae
Product: chromosome-associated kinesin KIF4A-like
Exons: 27
Coding region: 140-3163 (1007 amino acids)
Biological process (GO): microtubule-based movement; mitotic spindle organization
Molecular function (GO): microtubule binding; microtubule motor activity; ATP binding
Source: RefSeq, a predicted model, not a curated record
CCAACUUUGCGCAACAGUUUGAUUUCGAGCCUCGUUUUGAAGCGACCAAUCAGCGAAGAGUGGAACGGCGCCAAUUUGAAAUAUAAUUUUUAGUUUACAUCAAACGUAUUUUUGUUGCUCUCAAUUUCUUUCAGUUGAAAUGGCAAUCCCAGUUAAAGUGGCAGUCCGUUGCCGACCAUUGAAUAACAAAGAAACCGACGAAGGUGGUCAGACAUGUGUGGAUUUUCCUUCCGAAGGAUCGUGCAUCUGUCUACGUAAAAAAAUAUUCGGUUUUAACUUUGUUUUCUCACCUGAAAUAUCUCAAAUAAUUUUAUAUGAGGAAGCUGUGAAGCCUUUAAUAAAUAAUCUAUUUUUAGGAUAUAAUGCAACUGUCCUUGCCUAUGGCCAAACGGGCAGCGGCAAGACCUAUACAAUGGGAGGUGCAUACACAGAUGAUACGCCUGAGGAAACUAGAGGAAUAAUACCAAGAGUUCUUAUCGAUAUUUUUGCAGAAUUCAAAACAAGAGAUAUGAAAGUCUCUGCAGGUGUUUCUUAUUUAGAGAUCUAUAAAGAAGAGAUCCAUGAUCUGCUUUCCGAGCAAAAAGACCAGUUGUGCAUCAGGGAAGAUUACAGCGGUGAUAUAAUGAUUCCUGGUCUAACAGAAGUGUCUGUUUCUGAUUUCACAUCUACAAUGGCUUGUCUGACAAAGGGAUCUACAGUGCGUUCAACUGGUUCAACAGCCAUGAAUGCUCAGUCAAGUCGAUCGCAUGCUAUCUUCACCAUUACUUUCACUAUCACUUCAAAGACAGACACUGUUGAUGUCCGGAAGGCUAAAUUUCACUUGGUGGACUUAGCUGGUUCUGAAAGAAUAAAGAAGACAAUGGCAGAAGGAGAUCGUCUCAAAGAAGGAAUCAAUAUCAAUAAAGGCCUUCUCUCUCUUGGAAAUGUCAUCAGUGCCCUUAGUCUUGAAGGUGGUAAACGAGGUCACGUACCUUAUAGGGAUUCCAAAUUGACUCGAAUAUUGCAAGAUUCUCUUGGAGGAAAUAGUUACACCCUGAUGAUUGCAUGUAUCAGUCCCGCUGAUGUGAAUUUGGAAGAAUCAGUGAAUACGUUGAGAUAUGCUGAGCGUGCAAGUCACAUUAAGAACAAGCCUUUGAUUAACCGAGACAAACGAGCAGCCGAGAUCCAGGAACUGAAACAGUGUGUGGAAACUCUGAAAGCAGAACUGAUUAGGGUCACCGGCAGUGGAAGCGAUCAUGAAGACUAUCAAUCAAUUGUGGAGAAACUGGAACUGAAGGCGAAAGAAAAUAGUAUUCUAAGUGAAGAAUUGAAAUUAGCAAUAGACAGAGAAACAGAUUUGCUGAACAAAGUCCUUGACACUGAAGCAUCCCGAGACACUUUCCAAGAAUGCUUAACUUCUAUCUUAAGCCAUCUUAAGGAUUUCCUGGAAGAUGAAUCAGUGAAAGAGGAAUUAGUAGAAGCAUAUACAAGUGUGAAAGAAAAGAUUGAUAAAGCAGAUUCAUCCCUGGAAAAUGUUGAAGACAGAAGUUUGGAGCAGCAAGACGGUGACAUAGACAAUACUUCACUAACACAGGAACAUGUUAUGCAGCAAGCAGCGUUGGGAAAAGAAUUAAAAGAAAUUAACGAGGUUCUUUAUAAAAAAAUGAAUCUCGUGCAGCAAAUGAAUAAGUCUGAAGAGAAUAUAGUAAUGCUAAAACAUCAAUAUCAAGCUUCAAUGGAUAAAUUGCAAUCAGAAAUAGAGAAUUUACAGAAAGAGAGAGACAUGCUGAAGACGGAACUUGAUACCAAGAGUAAAGCUGGAACUAUAAGUGAAAAGAGACGCCAAAAAAUGAAAAGUUUAGAGCAAGAAAUUGAUCGCCUAAAAUUAAAAAUGUCAGAAUUUGCUCGUCUUCAGAAAUUAAAAGAGAAUGCAGAUAAAAAAAUCAAAACCCUCGAUCAAGACAUACAGAUCCUGAAAACCAACCGAGUUAAUCUCAUAAAGAAAAUGAAGAAAGAAUCUGACGUUUACCGUAGUUGGAAAAUGAAAAAAGAUGUGGAAGUUAACAAGCUUCUACAGAAUGACCGAAAAAGACAAUUUGAAAUCCAAAAGCUACAAAGAGCUCAAGAAAAGCAGCAGGCCAUACUUAAAAGGAAAUCUGAAGAGGCUGCCGUUGCAAACAAACGAUUGAAAGAGGCUUUAAAGAAACAAGCUCUUGUCAGGAAUGAUCGUAACAAUAAUUUUGAAAGAUAUGACGCCAGUGCAAAUGCAACAAAAUUAAAGACACUAUUGGAACAAGAAUUGGAAGUGAAAGUUCGAGUCAAGGAAGCAAAAUACCACUUAAAGAAUUUGGUCGAAGACCGAAAAACUUUGUCUUUGGAGUUGAGGCGCUUGAAAAAUUCAGAUCCACCUACAAAGAAACAUAUAACAACUGAUGGUGAUGGCAGUCCAAAGGAGGUGAACAUUAGUAUCAAAAAGUUAACUGAUGAAAUUAAUGACAGAAAUGUUCAAAUUGCCACUCUUCAGUCAGAAAUCCAAGAGGCAGAAAAUGAUAAAUUCAAAGGAUGCGUUGAAACGAUCCGUAGCAUCAAUGAUUCUAAAGUUCUUUUGAACUUUUUGAUUGAGAAGAGUAUCAAAGAACGGAUUGAUCAUAAUAAUGACAAGUCUGCUGUAAAAGACCUUAAAAAUAAUUAUUUGGAAGCUGUCAAAGAGAAAGACUCAAGUGAAAUGAAAGCGAAAUCAUUACAGAAUCAGCAUGAAUCAAGUCUUGUGGACUUGCAGCAGAAAUAUGAAAGCAAGAUAUCGUUUUUACUAAAACAACUGAAAAAUGGGUCAGAGGAAGAAGAUAGCCCAGUGCCAAAAGGUGUACACGCAGCACGUAAUACCGUUUUUGUUCCUGACACUCCAGAUAUUUUAGAUAAUGACCCAGACUAUCACCCUGAUAGCUCCAUGGAAUUUGACACACCUUAUAUGAAAGUGACUAAGAAACAAGCAAAACCUUUGAAAAGUUGCAGGUGUUUACGCAGUAAAUGCAAAUCCAAAGUUUGCCCAUGUUUCAAGAAGACAGCGUUCUGUUUGCCUUCAUGUUCUUGUGCUAAUUGUGAAAAUAAGCCGACAUUUUUAUUUGACUCAUCCACCAGCGAUGUGGACAACGAAAAUGAAGACGACGAAAAUGAAGACAACUGAAGCGUGAAGAGGGUGUAUACCAUUCCUUUAACUCUAUCUGAUAGUUCUACUUAAGUUCUUUCAGCAGCAAACUUUGUCUAAGGGCAUAUUUGGCAACCCAACUGUGUGUAUAUGUAUAUAUAUAUAUAUAUAUGUGUGUGUGUGUAUGUAUACAUGCUAUGAUAUGCAUUUAUGUAUGUGUAUGAGUGUAAUGUAAGUAUGCAUAUGUA